Messenger RNA from Erigeron canadensis, 951 nucleotides. RefSeq names its product protein RER1B-like. Gene Ontology annotation, cellular component: Golgi membrane. The coding region runs from base 180 to 767 and encodes 195 amino acids. Lineage: Eukaryota; Viridiplantae; Streptophyta; Magnoliopsida; Asterales; Asteraceae. Gene Ontology annotation, biological process: retrograde vesicle-mediated transport, Golgi to endoplasmic reticulum; protein retention in ER lumen. The record is from RefSeq and is a predicted model, not a curated record. The transcript is spliced from 4 exons.
AAGAAAAGAAAAGAUAAUACGAGUAAUAAAAACUGAAACAAAAAAAUCACAUCCAAAAUUCAAUCCUAUACACAAAUCAAUCAAUCAAUCAAUCAAUCGGGUGCAAGCGGUGCAAUUUUAUUCUGUUUGUAUCUUCAUACUUAUCGUUGCUUAAGAAGUCUUUGAAGGUUGGUUUAAACAUGGAAGGAAUAGGGAGUGAUGCUGCUUCCCCAAUGGCACCAUUGGCUAAGUGGAAAGCUGAAUUCGCUAGGGCGUUUCAGUUUUAUUUGGAUAAGUCAACCCCGCUUCCUGUUCAUAGGUGGCUCGGGACGCUUGCUGUUGCUUCAGUUUAUGUGUUGCGGGUCUAUUAUCUUCAAGGGUUUUAUAUUAUCUCUUAUGGUCUUGGAAUCUAUAUCUUGAACUUGUUGAUUGGAUUUCUCUCACCAAAGGUUGAUCCAGAGCUGGAAGCUUUGGAUGGCGCUGCUCUGCCUACUAAAGAGUCAGAUGAAUUUAGGCCUUUUAUCCGCCGCCUUCCAGAGUUCAAGUUUUGGUAUGCCAUCACGAAGGCUUUCAUUGUUGCCUUCUUGAUGACGUUCUUUUCUCUAUUUGAUGUUCCUGUUUUCUGGCCAAUACUGCUCUGCUAUUGGAUUGUCCUAUUUGCUCUCACUAUGAAGCGUCAAAUCAUGCACAUGAUUAAAUACAAAUAUGUCCCAUUUAACAUUGGCAAGCAGAAAUAUGGUGGAAGGAAGUCGCCUGUAGCCGGUGGUUCACCAAGUCACCGAGGUUGAAGGAGCGGUCGAGUAGGAUUCAUAAUAGCAUAGUAGUAUUAGCCUAUUAGUUCGUUCUUUUCAUCCCUCGUUUUUAGCUCUCCAUUAUAGAAGCAAAACCUUUUGGAGUUCUAGUAUUACAAGAGCAAAUCAUUAUCUUUUGAGAUUACGUGAUUCCCUAAUAAUAAUAGUGUCUGCUGGUUUA